AUGAAAGACAUUUUAAUGAUUUAACUGAAGUCAAAAAAGAUUUAGAAAGAAAUAUUAAUUUAGAUUUUUUAUAAUUAGGAAGCAUUGAAAAAAGAUGACCACCUCCAGUAUUGUAAUAAAUUAGAUAAACUCAACCUGUUGUUAAAAAAGUAUUGAAAAUUCCCAAAAUUGAAAGAGAAGUCUAAAGAAUAGAAACAAAAAAAAAAUUCUUAAUGAGAAGAAGAAAAACAAGUGGUUUUAAGAUAUCAAUGUUUGGAUUUUGUUUAGCAGAGUGGGUUGAAUUUAAUUUUGUAGCUUUCGGUAGAUAUCGAAUAAUACUACAAUGAAUANUUAUUUUAUAUUUAAAGAAGGUGAAUAAGGAGACAAUUUUUAUUUUAUUAUAAGUGGACGAGUACAAGUAUUAAAAGAUUUCAAUCCAUAAGAUUUAUAAGCAUCAAUUUUUGAUAAUGAAAUAAAAUAAUUGUCAAAUUUUGAGACUUUUGGGGAGAGAGCUAUGGAUUCUGAUGCACUUAGAACUGCUUCAGUUAGAGCUAUUGAAAAUACUCAUUUAGCAUAUUUAAAUAAGGAUAGUUAUUAAAUAAUAGCUAAAAGUGUUAAAAAUCAUUUAAAGAAAGCAUAUUUUGAAGAAUUUGCAAAUUUAGACUUUUUUCUUAAUUGGAGAUUUUAAGACAUAAAGGUGUUUUAUGAUAGGACAUAUGUAAAAAGAUGUUCAAUGAAUGCUACUGUAUAUAAAGAAGGGGAUCCAUUAGAUUAUGUAUACAUAAUUAAAAAAGGAGAGUUUAAGAUAGUCAAAAUAAUAAAGACAUCAACAAUAGAUUUAAAUGAAAUGUUUAAAGGUGAUUUUGAAAAGAUUUUAUGUGGUAUGAGUACUUCUAAGACUUAUACUAUCUCUGAAAGAUUAGAAGCUAGAUUUUAAAGUAAAAAAUAUGGAAAUAUAUAUUAUUUAGAAAAGAAAAAACCUGUUACUAUCAAAUAUAUAACGGCAGGAUAAAUGUUUGGCGAAAUGGAAUUUUUAAUGCAAGUAAACUUUAAGUAUAACUAAAUCAAAGAAUAAUAAUACCAGAAUCCACUCUGUUUAUUCUGUUACUGAUUAAUCAGAACUUUAUAUGGUCAAAAAAGAAUAUUUUGAAAUUAUUUUAGAUAAGGCUCCAUCUAUUAAAAAUGCAUUGAUCUAAUAUCAUAAUAGAAAAAUCAUAAUUUUAUGA
This is a messenger RNA of Paramecium sonneborni, 1205 nucleotides long. The record is from the annotation of a GenBank genome assembly. Lineage: Eukaryota; Ciliophora; Oligohymenophorea; Peniculida; Parameciidae.